UUACCCGAUCCAUUUGUGAUUACUCGUACAAGUUUGUAAAACGUGUGUUAAAAAAGUCUCGAGAAUAAGGAACGAAAUUAUUAGAGGGCAGUUCGGUAUUCGUAAUUUUUUCCACUUACCUCGAGAGUCGGCAACUUCGACGACGAACCGCACGCAAUUCUUUUCGCGCCAUCUUCUUGAGGAAAACGAUCAAAAAUCCGCAGUAAACUCGUCCUCGAAGAAUAAAUAAAAAACAACAAGGAUGGCAGACAUUGAGGAUACUCACUUCGAAACCGGAGACUCUGGUGCUUCUGUAACAUACCCUAUGCAGUGUUCUGCACUGCGUAAAAAUGGGUUUGUAAUGCUCAAAUCACGACCAUGUAAAAUUGUAGAAAUGUCAACAUCAAAAACCGGAAAACAUGGCCAUGCCAAAGUACAUCUUGUAGGCAUUGACAUUUUUACUUCAAAAAAGUAUGAAGAUAUUUGUCCUUCUACGCACAACAUGGACGUGCCAUUUGUUAAGCGAGAAGAUUACCAGCUAGCAGACAUAUCUGACGAUGGCUACUUGUGCCUGAUGGCUGAUAAUGGUGAACUUCGUGAAGAUUUAAAAAUUCCUGAUGGUGAAUUAGGUGCUCAGUUACGUGCCGAUCACGAGGCUGGAAAGGAGCUUCUGUGCACUGUACUGAAGGCCUGUGGUGAGGAGGUCGUGAUCGCCAUCAAAACUAACACUGCCAUCGAUAAAUAAUUGUGUUCAGUCCAGACUCCACCAUCACAUUAAAGAAAAAAACAAAACACACACAGCUAAUAUAUUAUUAAGAGAAACCUAAGAUACAAUACAAGAUGAUCAAUGGUUAACAUAAGAACUAUUACCAACAACAAAUAGAGAGGAAAAGAGUGGGGGGCACUUGAAAAGAAUAAAAUGAAGGGAAAGGAAGUAAGAAUAAGGAAAAGGAAAGAGACAAACAAUUAUAUAAUUAUAAAAAAUGAAAGGAAGGGAAAACAAAUGUGCGCGAGCGUGUAAGUGUGAAGGAGGAGAGGAUUACAAAUAAUUGCAAAAAAAAGAAAAAAAAAACAAAUAAAAAGAGAAUAAACCAAGAAACAGUAUCAGCUUAGACCUUAAAAAAACAAAGAAUGUUUUUGGCGGCUUAAUGGGUUGAGAUUAAAAAUGCAAUUUUGACAAUGGGAUAUUUUGAAAAAGAACUCUUUUGUCUUGAUUUGUGGUUUCUAAAAUUUUCAUAUGAUUAGAGUUCUAUUUCUAUUGGAAUUUCAAUUACCCUUGCAAUAAUGAUUAUAUGCAAUUCUAACUGAUGUUAUAAUUUUAUUGAAAUUCUAGUACAUUUAGAAUUUUAAUUACCUAUAAGUUUAGGUUCCUUAUACCAACCCUUUAUUACAUUAUACUUUUCAUUGAAAUUUCAAUUCUUUUGCACUUUGAUGUUUGAUAUCUUCUAUUCUACUGAAAUAAGUAAAAUUCUAAUUUCAUUAGAAUCUUGAUUCCUCUAACAUUUCCAGUUUUGUUAGAAUUCUGGUUUUUUCCACAUUUGAGAUUGAUCUUUUUCCUUUUAUUGAAGUACUACGUCAUAGUGUAACUGUCCCGAUUUAGAAUUCCUAUCCUAUUUUAAUUUUGAAUUUUUUGUAUACAAUUAUAUUCUAAUUCUAUCCAAUCAUUAGUAGAAUUCUAUAUUUAAGUUACGUUAAACAAAAUUCAUGUUUUUAUUACAGACUCUCUUGAAUUUUGUAUCUAUCCAAAGUCCUUUUGUCUUAUUAAGUACUUGUUUUUAUAAUUUGCAUUUUACUAAAACAGGAAUGCUUGAAAUUUUUGAUCUCUUUAAAAAUUUAUAUUAUUUUCGAUUUGAUAAAAAUUACUACUAUUUUUUGUUUAAUUCUUCCAAUUUACAUGAACAAUUCAGGUUCAUAACUUUCACUCAAAAUUAAAUUCUGUGCUCGCAAUUCUACAUAUAAGAAUAUUAAAGUUUUAAUUUUAAACAUAGAUCUGAGAAAUUUUUAUUACUUCUCUGUGAAUUUCAGAAAUUUCAUUUGAAGCUCACGUUUCUGAUGUUGUUUUGUGUAGAACGAUUCCCAAAGCAACAUUUUGACAUUCAGAAUCGAAACUUCAAAUUCAACAAAUGUAAAACUGAAAUUUAACAUGAAAUUUUGGAAUUCAAUUUGAAUUACGGAUUCUGUAUAAUCAAGUUUCGAAAAUAAAAAACAAUGUCAAAUUUGAA
Molecule: messenger RNA, 2201 nt
Organism: Osmia bicornis bicornis
Lineage: Eukaryota; Metazoa; Arthropoda; Insecta; Hymenoptera; Megachilidae
Gene: eEF5
Product: eukaryotic translation initiation factor 5A
Exons: 4
Coding region: 242-724 (160 amino acids)
Biological process (GO): positive regulation of translational elongation; positive regulation of translational termination
Molecular function (GO): RNA binding; translation elongation factor activity; ribosome binding
Source: RefSeq, a predicted model, not a curated record